This is a messenger RNA of Tilletiopsis washingtonensis, 1896 nucleotides long. RefSeq lists its product as hypothetical. The coding region runs from base 1 to 1896 and encodes 631 amino acids. The record is from RefSeq and is a predicted model, not a curated record. The transcript has 2 exons. Lineage: Eukaryota; Fungi; Basidiomycota; Exobasidiomycetes; Entylomatales.
AUGCGUCUCUACAUCGUCGUCUGCCUGCUCGUCGUGGCCUCGUGUGUCUUUGCGCUGCCGGUCCCCGCUGAGCAUGAGAGGCCGCUCUUCGGACCGUUUGUCGGCGCACCGAUCCUGCCUCGCGACGCCGUGGCGCCGCAAGACUCGGCGGCGAAGCGCGAGCCGUUCGCCUUGUGGGAGGAGAGCAAGGUCGGCUGGACCAGCGCCGGAGAUGGUCGUCGUGACAACUCGCCGGUGAAGCGCAAGCCCUUCGCCGUGUUCGCGGCGGCCAACAUGGUCGGCUUUACCAGUGUCGGUGACGGCGCGGCCGUCGGUUCCGUAGGUUCGACGGCCGGCUUCUCUCGCGACGAUCACUCUGCAGCAAAGCGCUCGCCGUUCAGCCUCGCCACGAGCUGGGUCGACAUCUGGGCCGGUGCAACUCCUGGGACCAGCGCCGCUCAAGCCAAUGCUGCUACGCACCUCCGCGACGUCUCGCCGGCCGAGCGCGAUGCCAACGCCUUCGGCAUGGUCGACAUCAAGGGCAGCCAGGCCUGGUCGGCCGGCCACAAGCGCGACUUCGACGCCGUCUCGCCCGCAAAGCGCGGACCGUUCGGUUGGAUCUUCGUCAAGGGCCCCUUCAACUGGGGCGCCGGCCACCGUAAGCGCGACAUUGUCCACCAGCCGCCGUCCAGCAGCUUCGACAAUCCCGGCGUGUCCCACAAGGUCGCAAGCCGUGCGCCGUUCAGCGCCAGCCUGUGGGCCAGCCCAUGGUGGCAUCACCCUGCCGGUGACCGUCGCAGCCCGUUCGCCACGAUGAAGGGCACUCAUCGCUGGAUCGGUCGCAGCCCCUUCGCGUGGUGGAAGGACUCCGGUCGUUGGAUCGGUCGCCGCUUCGACACGCUCGGCGCAGCGCUCGCACGCCGCGCCGCUUUCGGCUGGUGGCGCACUUCUGGUCCCUGGAUCGGCGGCCGCAGUGACGCUGCCGACGCCCACCUCGCAAGCCGUGGUCCGUUCAGCUGGAAGCUCCUCGAUGCUGGUCGUUGGAACGGUCGCCGCAGCGACGCCGCCGACCCGACACUCGCAACCCGCAACCCGUUCAACUGGUGGCUCGACAAGGGCCGCUGGGGCGGUCACCGCCGCGCCGCCGACGAUGCAACACUCGCAGGCCGUAGCCCUUUCGCCGUCUGGCGCACGACCGGCAAGUGGGCUCAUCGCCGUGACACCAAAGACGCCUCGCUCGCAGCGCGCGAGCCAUUCGGCACGUGGUGGGUGGGCCAGUGGGGCUCGUGGGGCUCUCACCGCCGUGCCACCGAAGACGCCUCGCUGGCAGUGCGCGAGCCAUUCGGCUCGUGGUGGACGGGCCAGUGGGGUCCGUGGGGCUCUCACCGCCGUGACAUCGACGACGCCUGGCUGGCGCCGCGCAGCCCUUUCAGCCCAUGGUUCCCGCGCCCCUGGGCCCCGCCUCGCCGUGAGGCUGGCGAACAGCACCUCUCGGAGCGCAACGCCACCGCCGGCGGCCAGCCGCUCGACAGGCGUGACGUACACACCUGGGACAAGGAGCAUCGCUUCACCGGCUCCAGCUCUCGCCGCGACGUCACCGCCAUCAAGCGCGAGCCUUUCAGCUGGUGGAAGGCUCACAACUUCGUCGGCUCUGGCACUCGCCGCGACCUUGACGCCGACAAGCACUCGCCCUUCAGCUGCUGGUGGUGCGCGACCGACUGGAACGGCUCGGGCGGUCGUCGCGACAUCAUCGACACCGACCAUGAUGACGUCGACAAGCGCGAGCCCCUCAUCCACGCUGUGCGCGACGUCGCGCUCCCUCGCAGCGACGCAGACAAGCACCACGACGAGGCGAAGCGCACGGAGCCAUCGCCGCAAGAGGUCCGUCGCGAUGCCGCCGAGCCAGCUGCAGAGUGA